AUGAAUCGAUCAAACUUGCACGUCAGCAUUGAUGCUGAAGAAGAAAUCGUUAUUUCUGGUAUUGCUGGCCGAUUUCCUAACACCAACAAUCUCAAAGAGCUACAAGACAAUCUUUUUAACAAAAUGGAUCUUGGUACAAAAGAACAUGGACGGUGGAAUAAUUACUUCGAUAUGCCUUCUCGAAUCGGUAAGAUCGAUAAUAUAGAAAAGUUCGAUUCGCAAUUUUUCAACAUAUCCACAAUAGAAGCUGAUAUGUUGGAUCCUAUGGCCAGAAUGGUACUGGAGCAUACGUACGAAGCACUUGUCGAUGCAGGUGUCAAUCCUAAACAGUUACGAGGAACAAAAACGGGUAUUUUUACAGCAAUUUGUGCCGAUGCAUAUAGCGGUUCCAUCUAUUCUAACCCUAAUUUGGGUGGAGUACCACCAUAUUGGUGCAAUAGAGCCUUCGUGGCAAACAGAAUUUCUUAUUGGCUUGGCGUUAAUGGACCAUCAUACAAUAUGGAUGCUGCAUGUAGCUCAAGCCUUUUCGCCAUAACAGAGGCUUACAGAUACAUUCAAGCUGGACAAUGUGAUGCCGCUAUCGUCGCUACAUCCAAUCUAUGCGUCCAUCCUUUCAUCAAUUUCGGAUUUUACAAGCUUGGUAUGCACUUAUAG
Vollenhovia emeryi is the source of this 654-nucleotide messenger RNA. RefSeq names its product fatty acid synthase-like. Gene Ontology annotation, molecular function: 3-oxoacyl-[acyl-carrier-protein] synthase activity; fatty acid synthase activity. The transcript is spliced from 3 exons. The record is from RefSeq and is a predicted model, not a curated record. Lineage: Eukaryota; Metazoa; Arthropoda; Insecta; Hymenoptera; Formicidae. Gene Ontology annotation, biological process: fatty acid biosynthetic process. The coding region runs from base 1 to 654 and encodes 217 amino acids.